AUGGCACGUGUCGGCAGCAGCUAUCGGCGUCAGCGAGGUGUGAAAGCUCUGGCCUUCCAGGCUAACACCGCCUUAAGCGUUCCGGCUUUGCCGUCGAUCAACACAUUGGCAAGCGAUGAUUCGGCAGUGAAGCGCAGCUUGACCAGUGUUCUGAAACCCUCCAAGGAUCGGCAAGUGCAUGAAGCUCGAGACUUCAAGGCUCAGCAGCUCACUCCCAGAUCUGCCCUCGACCACUCGCUGAAGAAGACGGUAUCGGGAAUAGACACAAAGCAGCUGAAGAAGAUGACAGAUCUCUUGAAGCGAGAGCUGAACAUCAAGUUUGAAGCUCAAGACUCAUCGGCACCCCGCCGACAGCCUCUGUAUGUCACUCCAGAAGUUGCUGGAACAAAGAGAGACAAAGAGGUUCUGGGACGUUCCAAAUAUGAGGCCAGCAGUGUCGCAGAGGUCUGGGAGAGCGCAGAGCAGACUGACUUCGCGAAGAAGCCAGUCUUCCACCGGCUGAAAAAUGCAGCGCUGCUGGUUCGCAAGAUUGGUGACAUCGCCGAGGAGUUGAACAAGGAGCUUCGGGUUGUGAAGCCCCAUGGAGAGGAAAGGCUCCUGGGGAAACACUUGUGCCUCGCGGACGCCUUCCGUUGCCUGGACCUGAACGUGAACCAGGAGAUCGGGCCGCAGGCCAACACAGGGGAAGCUGUUCUGUGCCUGAAGAUGCAACAAGCGCAUGGCUCUUGGCAGGAGUGGGGAGUCAUGUUCCGGGGCUCCGGCCUGGCUACGUUCCGGGAGGCGCGCAUCAGCUUUGAGCUCCUGGACUUGAACCGCGACGGCAGCGUGACCCUUGGUGAGUUCCAGGCAGAUGUGCUGCUCCUUUGGUGCUCGGUCGACUCGCAGACCUGA
Molecule: messenger RNA, 891 nt
Organism: Symbiodinium necroappetens
Lineage: Eukaryota; Dinophyceae; Suessiales; Symbiodiniaceae
Source: the annotation of a GenBank genome assembly